Dunckerocampus dactyliophorus (ringed pipefish) is the source of this 3940-nucleotide messenger RNA. Its product is annotated as tetraspanin-3-like. Lineage: Eukaryota; Metazoa; Chordata; Actinopteri; Syngnathiformes; Syngnathidae. Bases 98 to 859 code for a protein of 253 amino acids. The record is from RefSeq and is a predicted model, not a curated record. Gene Ontology annotation, biological process: protein localization to plasma membrane; protein maturation; regulation of vascular endothelial growth factor signaling pathway. The transcript has 7 exons. Gene Ontology annotation, cellular component: membrane.
CGGGGCGACCGAAGCCAUUUUAUUAUCAUAACGUUACGAAGUGCAGCAGGUGCAUCACUAUUUGCAAUAGCUACGUUCUCGGCUUUGUGAGACAACGAUGGGCCAGUGUGGAAUCACGUCAUCCAAGACCGUCUUGGUUUUCCUCAAUCUCAUAUUUUGGGCCGCCGCGGGCAUUUUGUGCUACAUCGGCGCCUACGUGUUCAUCACAUACGAUGACUACGACCACUUCUUUGAGGACGUGUACACUUUGAUUCCAGCCAUCAUUAUAAUCGCCGUCGGGACGCUGCUCUUCAUCAUCGGUCUGAUCGGCUGCUGCGCCACGAUACGCGAGAGCUCCUGCGGCCUGGCCACCUUUGCUGCCAUUCUGCUGCUGGUAUUUGUAACAGAGUGUGUGGUGGUGGUGCUCGGCUACAUAUACAGGGCAAAGGUAGAGGACGAGGUGAACCACUCUAUCCAGAAGGUUUACAAUGAAUACAACGGCACCAACACGGACGCUCCCAGUCGCGCUAUAGACUACGUGCAGAGGCAGCUCCACUGCUGCGGCAUUCAUAACUACUCGGAUUGGAGGAACACUCGCUGGUUCAAAGAGUCCAAAAAUAACAGUGUCCCCGUCAGCUGCUGCCAGCCCAACAUCAGCAAUUGCACCGGCACCCUGACCCGACCGGGCGACCUUUACCAAGAGGGUUGUGAAGCUCUGGUUGUGAAGAAGUUAAAGGAGAUCAUGAUGUACGUCAUCUGGGCCGCACUAACGUUUGCGUCAAUACAGAUGCUGGGCAUGCUCUGCGCCUGCGUGGUGCUCUGCAGGCGAAGUCACGACCCGGCGUACGAGCUGCUGGUCACCACCAACAGCUACGCUUGAAGCCAACAUCGGGAAAGGGAGGGUCACACCACUUCACGGUAGAUUUCCGCUGUAGUUGUAUAAUAUAUUUAAAGCAUAUAAGCUCAAGCACACCUUGCACAAUCCGAUAAAGUAGCGAACACUGGCAACGAGUGGGGCUCGAACAGGAAGAACCACCUAUUUAUUAUUAUUGACGUCAUGUUUUGUAAGUUCUUUUUAAUGUGUUUUCUUUUCCCUUCUUCUGCAACACUUUAAAAGCCAAAGUAUUAAUGGCUUUGUUUUGUUUUGUUUUUUUUAAAUUGUGGCUUAUAAAAUAGGCUCAUUCAGUCAGAAUGACCAAGACGCGUAUGUGUUAAGUCAUGGUUGGAAGUGUUGUAUGACAAUGUUGUGCUCUUACGAGAAUUUAGUAGGAACUUGACCAAAAAGUUGCUGGACUAUUUUUACUAGAAGAAAUUGCAUUUUAAAAAAUCUGUUGUUGGAGGCCUAUUUUACAAACAUUUAUUCCCAUAGGAAGUAAUUACAGCUACAACAAUUAAUCAACAUUGAUUAAUCUAUUAUCCAGUUAAUCAACGACUAUUUUGGUAUUUGAUGAUUGAAUUUUUUGUUUCAAAAAUUUAAAUAUCCUUUUGAUGAUUUUUUGUAUUUUUUUAUUUCCUUAGUCAUCCAAGAAAGCAGACCUGUUUAUCUUUGUGUUUUAGGCAAAACAAGAUAUUCACACACAUCAGCUUUGACUUUGGAAAACAGUGAUCCACAUUUUUGCCUUUUUUCUGAAAUGUUGCGGACCAAACCACUAACUUGUUUAUGUUUGGUUCAUUUUGACCAGGUCCGUCUAGGGCCUAACUGAUUACUCAAUUAAUCGAAACAAGAUUCAGAUUAAUCGACCAAGAAAAUAAUUGUUAGUUGCAGCCCUAGAAGUAAUGGAAAUAGAAAUAAUCCAAUCCAGGGUCACACUGUCGCCAUAAAACUUUCAAUAACUGUUUAAAAUUGUUACAUUAACUAUCCUACAAUGGUAAAAAGGCGUUGAUUAAAAAAUAAAAGCCAGGACGCUAGCCUAGUUGAGGUCUCGCGAGAUUUGUUCACGUCUCGUCUUGACGUUAUAUCACAAAUACUGGCGACAAAUUGUGAAAUUACUGAUAUGAUGUAGCAUUCGAAUUGAGAGGUUUCACUGAAUUUGACCAUGAAGGCAAACAUUCAUAAUAAAACGUUUGAUUAGGUUAAAUGAAAUGGUGUCUAUUCUACUAAUUGCAGUACGUUACAUUUCAUACAGAAACAAAAUCCUACUAAGUGCUGGUGAGAAGAGGCUUUGUGUGGAAUGUAUUUCCUUAUAUGAUACUUUGUACCGUGAUUCAGCUUUGGUUGUUUUGAGGCAAAGCUAUAGAAAAAUGUCACCCACCCUUCCCAAGAAGUCACAUUUCAACUCUUUUUUCCAUUUGAUUUUCCUGCUGUGAAUUUCCUUCUGAAUUCGCUUCACUGUUGAAGCACUGUGAAUAUACGAGGCCGUGUGAGCCAGUCACCAGUGUUGUCAGUGGGUGUAUUAUCAGUGUUAUGUGCACCAUUGGGUCCAUUUCGUCUGUUGAGUCAUAUGCCCACUAGGAAGAAUGACUUCUUUUUUAUAUAUAUAUAUAUAUAUAUAUAUAUAUAUAUAUAUAUAUAUAUAUAUAUAUAUAUUGUGGGUGUGUGAAAUUGUGAUGUUUUCGUUCUUUAAUUUGACCUGUUACAUAUAUGGACCCCAAAAUAUUUCCGUGGGAGCUGUGAGGAAAGGGGAGAUGAAUAAAAUUAUAAAUUUGAUUUGAAUAGCAAACAAAUAAAGUCAUGCAUUUCAACGUGACUGCUCCUCAUUUGACACUGUGUACUUUAUUUUUUAAUGCGUAUUUAAAGCACAGGGGUUUUCAAAGGGUGAGGCAGUCCUCCUCUGGGAGGCGCCAGGAGACGCCAGGGGAGAUGCAGCAGCUUGAGAAAAAUAAAGAAAACGUCUUCUUCAAACCUGCUAAGCUGAUUUCAGUCCAAAGGUCAAAAUGGAUGUAUUUUUUAAUUCCUUACACUGAGAGAGUAAACAGAGUCUGAGUGAGCAGAAAACAUAACAAAAUAUAAACAGAGGUGUAGAUGAGGCCCUAAUUGUAAUAUAUUCUCAGUGCCACGCUUUGAAAACUACCAGGACUUAAAGAUACAGUAAGGAACAGCAAUGUUAUUCUGCUCCUGUGCACCACCCUGUGGUUGUGGAGUGUAAUUUACCUGUACAGUAUGUCGUCUUCAAACACUAUACAGUCGUCCCUCGCUUGUUGCGGUUCAUUAGUUCCGUACCUUACCGUGAUAGAUGAAUUUCCGCCAAGUAGGAUUCCUUAUUUAUAAAUAAAAUAUUUUCGUAGUUAUAGAAAACCGGUUUACAGCCUUCUAUAUACCCUUUUUUUUUUUUUUUUUAGCAUUAUUAGAGCCACCUAGACAUAGAAUAACACACCUAUAGUCACUUUUACACUCAUAUUACCCGAUAUAGUAGAUAUAGUCAGAGAAAAUAAGCAAUUCAAGACAUAAAUAAGACUUGUGCUUGUGUGUGUUUGAAUACAUUUUUUUCUAGACAUACAGUAUGUACUGGAAGUGACAUUGGUGGUUCAGAGUUGCGUUUUAGCUGUAUGGCCACAACAGUACCCCAUGUUGUUGUUAUUAUUAGGAUUAUUAUUAAGUCUGGUGUGUGUUACUCGUGACACUUUGUGGACAGUGUACACUACAGUUCAUCACAGUCUUUUAAUCUCUUAAACUGUAUUUGUAUUUUCGUUCGUUUAGCCAUUUUUAUGGUUGAAAAUGCUUAAUUUAGGCAAAUAAUACAUAGAAAUGCAUAUUUUUGUCUAAUAAUAGGGCGAAACAGCGGCCAUUUAUUCAUUUAUACAUUUUUUAAAUACUGCCAUAGUGAGGACGUGAUGUUUGAACGGCUAAGUGGCGAGGGCCGACUGUAUUUCCUUAUACAGUGAUGCUCUAAUUCCUUUAAUUUUUUUCAAUCCCUAAUUCUUUAUGGCUCAAAAAGUUUGUUAGCUUUAUGUUUCUCUUUAAACUCCAGUGUAAACUGCAGCUUUACAGAUGCCACGUCUGCUUUGCCAUUGGUGUGUUAUG